Molecule: messenger RNA, 12043 nt
Organism: Pectinophora gossypiella (pink bollworm)
Lineage: Eukaryota; Metazoa; Arthropoda; Insecta; Lepidoptera; Gelechiidae
Gene: Ge-1
Product: enhancer of mRNA-decapping protein 4
Exons: 19
Coding region: 122-3475 (1117 amino acids)
Biological process (GO): deadenylation-independent decapping of nuclear-transcribed mRNA
Cellular component (GO): P-body
Molecular function (GO): protein binding
Source: RefSeq, a predicted model, not a curated record
CGGCUUUGAGCGGAUCGCGUUCGUUUGUAAUUUUUGCAUUAUUUUUGCAGUAAUUACAUUAUUCUUUUGAAUAUCGCCAUUCUUUUUGAAUUCAUGAGGAAAGUGGAAGAUUGAAGUGAAAAUGCAACCGACGAUGCUUCCGAAGCUGACGGAUACCACUCAGACUAUAACAUUCUCUGAAGGUGACGAAGGAUGUCACCACAUGACAGGCGAGGUGUACGCCUCAGAUGUGAUUGUGCGCACCAAUGCAGGUGCCCACAGCCAUGGGAGCUCCAAGGUGAAGUUGAAGAGCCUCGUCGACUACAACUGGGAGCCCCGUCUUUACUCCGGACAACUACUUGCUGUUCAUCUUACUGGGAAAUACUUGGCGUAUUGCAUUAAGGCUCCAAACCCAGUCAACCCAGGGACAUGGUGUGGCAUGGUGCGUGUGGUGUACAACCCUGAACCGGGGUCCGACCGCCGUGCUCUCAUCAAGGGAAUGAAGGGAGAGGUGCAAGACCUAGCAUUCGCCCACAUCCAAAGCCAAGUGGUGCUAGCCUGUAUUGAUGAACAAGGAAACUUCUACAUCCACGAAAUAGAAGUCACCGAUAGCGGACUUAGAUGUACCCUGAUAGCAGAAGUACGUGAAGACACGUGCGCCAGCUCGGUGACCACGUCGGGCUGCCACCGCGUGGUGUGGUGCCCCUAUAUACCAGACGAGGACGAUGCCCCCGACGACGAUGUGGCCAUGCUGCUUCUUACCACCCACGCACACGUUGCGCGCAUGUGGAACGUGCGUGCCGUGGCCCGCGCUGUGGCCACGAGCGAGUCCCGCGGCGUGGCGUCGGCGCUGCUGCCCGCCACGCGCGGGCUGGCCGCCGCCGAGCACGGCGCCGCCAUCGUCGACGCCGCCUUCUCGCCCGACGGCACCGCGCUCGCCACGGCCUCGCACGACGGAUACGUCAUGUUCUUCCAGGUCUACAUGGACAGCGAGGGCAGUCCUCGCUGCCUGCACAAAUGGCAGCCGCACGGAGGCAAGCCGCUCAGCUGCCUCUUCUUCCUCGACAACCACAAGAACUACAACACUGACGUGCAAUUCUGGAAGUUCGCGGUGACAGGCGCCGAGAACAACACGGUGAUCAAGAUCUGGUCGUGCAAGUCGUGGAGUUGCAUGCAGAGCAUCACGUUCUCCCCGUCGCUGGGCGUGGAACCGGCGCUGGGGCUCAAGGCCAUGCUGGACACCAGCGCCAGCUUCCUGCUGCUGUCGGACUUCCGAGCUCGCAGCCUGUACGUGCUCAACAUGGCGCGCGACAAGGACGAUACUGUGGCCUACUGCAGGAGCAUCUCCGAGUUCCUGCUGCCAUACCCCGUGCUCAGCUUCUCCAUCGUCGACGCUGGUCAGUGGCUCUCUGACGCAGAAAUCCCAACCCGCGAGUCGGCAUGCGAGUCUCCGUUCCGUCGCAACGGAUCCUCCGCGUCCUGCGAGGCCACCGACGACCCGCGCGAAGUGAGACUGCGGCUGUACAUCGUGCAACCCAAGGGGCUGCAAGAAGGAGAGCUGUUCUAUACGCCGCCCAGCGACGACGUCGCUGACUGCGAUGAGAACUCAAAACAGAACAUAUCGUUCCCGGACGUGUCGGAGCUAGCCUUGGAAGAGAAGUCCGAAGACGGGGUGUCAGGCGGGCUCGCGAGCAGCAUCCUACAACAACAGAGUCAACAACUAAAAAGCCUGCUGCUGCGCGCGCAGCCGGCCGCCAUGCUGGUGUCGGAGCCCGCGCUGCACACGACGCAUCAUCCGCUGAACCUCAUGACUCCGGACGCUUUCAGUUCCCCGGGGAAGCGCGAGGAGGAGGACCCGCCGCUGGCGUCCACGCCCGACGUGGACCACAAGGUGACCUCCGGGGGCUCCAGCCCCAGCCGCGAGGUGCAGCAGAUCAUGGCGCAUAACUCCGGGCUUUACAAAGAAGAUCUGGAAGAAGAAUCCAACCAGACACCAGUAGUCGAAGAGGACUCGUCAUCGGUAGUUCAAAACGGCACCGAACCAAUAUUCCCCAACAACGACAUAUUCGUCUCCCCGGAGAAACCGACAACAAAGUUACCCGAGACCACCUGGCCGCAGAUAUCUAUAGCUCAGAUCAACGAAGCCAAUCAACGGAAGGCUUCAAGCGACAAGUCCAGCAGUCAAUCGUUGAACAACUCCCUCAACGUUUCCACGGUUGAACGCGCCGGGAGCGAGGAGGCCAGAGUCAGCGGGCUGUCACCAGCAGACAAAACAAGACUGGAGUUACUGGAGCAUAAGUUGGACAAGCUUUGUGAUCUGGUGAUGCAGCAGAGCAGGGAGUUGAGGGCGUUGAGGGGCGAGAUGGCCAGCCCGCGGGAGAUGAUCGAUGAAGCGCUACACGCCCACUCGCAGAGGACCACGGCGGCCAUUGAAAGCGCUUUGGCUGAUGGCUGGGAACGCAUCUCUCGCGUGGGGGAGACGGCCAGCUCCCGCGCGGCUCAUGCAGCAGGCGUCGGCGCGGCGCGGGCCUUGGAGCCCCUGGCCGCAGCCUUGCAGCACGAGCUAGCUGCCAAGUUGACCGCCACCGACCACCUACUGCGGGACAACAUCGACAAGCUGGCCAACAGCAAGACGAUAAUGGAGCGGCUGUCAUCGUCCAUCGCCAAGUCUCUGUCGGACAUGGUCCGCGAGUCCUUCCGCGGCGCGCUGUUCGAGAGCGUGGUGCCCGUCAUGGAGAAGGCGCACGCGCAGAUCUUCCGGCAGAUCAACCACGCCUUCCAGACCGGCACCAAGGAGUUCGCGGCCAACACGGAGGCAGCAGCCCGCGCGGCGGCGGAGCGCGGCGGCGCGGCCGCCACGGCGGGGCUGCGCGCCGCGCUGGAGCGCCACGCCGACGCGCUGCAGGCCGCGCAGCCGCCGCACGCGCUGCUGGCCGCCACGCUCAAGGACGUGGCGCACGGUGUGCUGGAGAAGGAGCUGCAGUGGUGGCGCGAGCAGGCGCGCGCGGCCGCUAUACAGGCGUCGCGUGCGCACUCGCCCGCCACGCCCGCCGCUAGCCACGUGUCCGCCCUCGACAGACAGAUGCAAGUAGCGCAGAUCCAGUCGCUGAUAUCGGGCGGGGACUACAACGGCGCCUUCCAACUGGCGCUGUCGGCGUCGGACCUGGCCCUGGUGGUGUCGGCGUGCCGCGCCGCCGACCCCGGCGCCGUGUUCGGCCCGCCGUGCCAGCUGAAGCAACACGUGCUGCUGUCGCUGGUGCAGCAGCUGGCUGCUGAUAUGGCUCGCGACACGCCUCUCAAGCAUAGAUACUUAGAGGAAGCAAUAAUGAACUUGGACACGUCGAACCCGGUGACAAGAGAGCACCUGCCAACGGUGGUCCGCGAGCUCCAGAAGCAGAUCCUGUCGUUCGUGUCGUCGUCCCCCGGGCACGCGCUGGCGCGCCAGUUCCGCAUGCUGCUCAUGGCCACGGAGUCGCUGGUCAAGGCCUCCGUCUGACGACGGCCGCCGCUGCUGCACUGAUCGCACGCGCGCGACCUGACGAGAGUCCACAAGCAAACAAACGUGAACUAUUACGUACAUAACACACAGUACAUUGUGAUCGACCGGUCCGAUUUGCCGAUGUAAGUUUUUAGAAAAAUGUAUAUAUAGUUAUAAAUAUAAAGACUCAAAAUUCCAAACUGACGCAAUAAUUAAUGUACAUAUGAAGAAACUUACUUCAAUUACCUUGCUCAGGUGAUCAAUGUCAAUUUUAAAUAUCAUACAUAAACACACAUUUAUCGUUUUUUCGUUUCAAAAACAGCAUUUUUCACCAGCUUCAUAUUUAGUUGAAAUUUGUUUUGAUUUGAUUUAAAUUGAUAGAAAAUAUAAUUUACGACUUUUAGGACGAAAUUACUCCCAUCAUGAUACUAGACCAGUUUACUCCGAAUGAAGUACAUUCGAGUAAACUGGUUCAGUCUCAUGAAAACAUUGAGGCGAGUAGACUACAUUUUUUUUUAUAAAUGAUGGAAACUCGCCCGCAGGCCAGUUAGCGGGGGAUUUUCCACGUAACCCCAAAAAAACUACAAUAAUACUUGAAAACACAUACAAAACGGAGAAUAACUCAAAUCAUUGUUGAUUUUCAAUAUUUGUGACAAAGACAUUACACUAUACAGCCUGAGGUGUUAAGACCCAAAGUCAUUUUAAAAACCAAACCCUACUAACUAUUGUGCCUGGAAAUCUGGUCAGUAGAAGGCUAAUCAAAAGUGUAAAUAAAGACUUAUUAGUGACACCAGUGUUGCAAACUCAUAAAAUUCACGCGACUUGACAUUAACUAGUGUUUAGUAUAAAAAAGUGAUUAAGUGAAAGUGAUAAAAAUAACGAUUUUACUACUUUUCUACGGAGGUGGUUGUGGUAAAGUUGUCUAUAAGUUACAUGUCUUAUAACAAAUAAGGCUAGAAGUUAUACGUAACUUGAAUAAUGUAGAUAUUUCUUCGUGUAAAAUUGUUUUUGUAACGCUAUUAGUUAGUAUUUCGACUACCGUCAUAUGUGGUUAGCAAUGCCCCUAAUGGGGUAUUUAACCCAAUUUGCCCCAGAAUACCCUUUGGUUGGUAUCAAUGGGGAUUUUCGGCAAUGAAUCAUCUCUAUUAGCUAUUAGUAAUUCACUCAUAUACUAUUGUACUUUAAAAUAUAUUUAGUUUAUCUCCUCAUUCUCAUUUUGACAUUUUUUUUUUUUUUUUAAAUGGUGGUUUCUUAUUCCAGCAUUGUUUAUAGACUCUUAAGUGCUGGCAAUGAAAGUGAUAUUUUAUCUUAUAAUUAAUAUGUUAAUAUUAUUAAUUUGUUUGCGAUAUUGACACUGAUUAGUUAAAUUUACUACUUGCUUGAAUAUACAACGCAAGUUGAAAGUCAGUGCUCAAUAUCAAUGUACAGCCACGAGCAUUAAUAUGUAUACACUUCGGUACCAUGACGUAGUUGACUUUGCUAACCAUAGAUUCACUACUACUGUAGAUUGAACAUCAGCGCUCAAAAAGUGGGACGCAAAGUUACUGUUAAUAUAGCGACGUUGACAGUACUUUACCUCAGUGCGCGAUUAGGCGCCGAACAGUCAACACGGGGAAACGCGUGGUAAAAACUUGCUAAAAUAGAAGCUCAAAGCGAAAAAAGAAGGAUGGAACAUCAUAUUUCUCUAGCAAUAUCAAGUACCCACUUUAGAACUAUGUCGCUUUAUCAUAUUUGACAUUUAAUGAGACUUGCGGUUUAAUUUGUGAAAAAAGUUAAUGUGACAUGAUUUCAAAGUAUUAACAUAUUAGUACUCGUGACCGUACAUGAGUGUUCAUGACUGUACGUAUAUUAUGUAAAUGGCAAUAGUGCUGAAUCCUGUAGACACUAUCUAAUUUUAUUUCAAGUUAUACCUGUCAUUUUCUUAUCCGCCAAAAAGGAAAGGGACGGGUAAUCGACAGGCAUGAAAUGUAUGAAACACACGUCAAUUUUAGGCAGGAUAUUUAAUUUAAAACCCUCCCAAAUUUUGUAUUGGCGGAUUUAAGACAGAAUUAAGUUGACAGCACACGUCAAACGGGUUACAUACCCGCGAGAUGCCUAUUUUAUUCGCUUGGGAUAUCCAUAACAUACAUAACAUAAACAGCCUAUAUAAUUAUGUCCCACUGCUGGGCACAGGCCUCCCCUCAAUCGACCGGAGGGGGUAUGGAGCUUACACCACGCUUCUCCAAAGCGGGUUGGUGGAGGUGUUUUUAUGUUUUUAUAUUCCCGGGAUAUUCAUUUUAAAAUUAACAGUUGUCAAUCAUCCGUCUCUUUCCUUUUCGGCAGAUACGAAAAUGACGGGUAUAACUUAAAAUAAAAUUAGGAGGUGUCUGCAGAAAUUGGGGCCAUUCUUAAUAUAAAAUCUCUUACUCUCCAUGUUUAUUUGUUUAUUCCUAGUAACAGAUGAGAUGAUACACUGGCAAGAUUGUAAAUGAGCAUUAUGGUGUUAGAGACGGCGCUACUAAUGACUAGAUAGAUAGGACUAUAGUCCUACCCCACUGCCAGUACGCUGUCUAAUUCAAUGUAUAAAAAGUUAGGAUUUAGGCUAUGGUCAGAGUAGAUAAUCCGCGGCGUAGAAGUUGAACAAAUAUGGCGGCCGUCCGCGCAGGUAGCGUCCAUGGUUGUCAUGGUUACGCGCUGCCUUUCGCGUCCCUCAGUCACUGCGAUUCAACGUCAUGUACGGUCACGAGCAUUAAUAUGUAUACACUUUGGUACCAUGUCACAUUAACUUUUUUGACAAAUUGAACUGUAGGUCUCACUAAAUGUCAAAUAUGUUAGUGCGACAGAGUCCUAAAGUGGGUACAUUAUAUUGCUCAUGACUGUACUAGGUUCAAGAUAAAUUAUGAAAUUCUAAUUAAAUAAAGACAAAUCUAAAACUAACGAAAAACAUUUUCUUUUUUUCUAUAUAACUUAUUUAUCAAUUUUAAUCGAGAAAAACGUCGACUUUUAUCACGUUUUCUAUGACGUCCCAGUGUUCUUUUUCAUACAAAUUCCAAAAUAAUUUAGUUUUUUGAUGUUUAGUAAGAAAAGUAACAGAUUUAAAUAGUUGGAAACUAGCCUAUUGUUCAACUUAUACCACACACCGGACACUCCAUACAAAACUCUCAUUCUCACCGUGUGCCGCCUAACGCGUAAGUACGAGCGAGACAGAUGUCCUCGCUCCCCCUUACUCCUUAGAGACUUUCGACCACAUAAGACUAAAGUAAAACCCAGAGCGGGUGACGUAAAUCUAGCUACGAAUUAGUGCGAGGCGGAGAAUGACCGUUUUACACGCAGUAUUAUUCUUUAUUAUAUGCUUAUUCGCCGCGGAUAUAAGUCUUUUUAGUAAUUAUGAGUUCGUCAUUAUUUUAAAUAAAUUGCAAUAUGGGGCCUACUCUUAGACUAAUUUUCUUAAAUUUUAUACAUUGAAUUAGGAGAUUAGUUUUAAUAGCAAUUUUCACAUCCUAAACAGAUAUCUACACAUUACUAACAUUGUAACGUUAGAUUCUUUUAGGACCCUGUCGCAUCAACACAUUUGACUUUGUGUGAGAUUUUGUUUUAAUUGUUCAAAUAAGUGAAUGCGACAUGGUUCUACUUAUUAUUUUUCGUGACCGAGUUGGGCUCAUGCUGAAUGAUAUCUGUAUUAUAUACAACUAUGUUUUUUGUUCCAUUAUUAUUUUGAAGAAAUACAUUAUCUUCUCCUUUAUAAUAUAAGUAAGAUUUAGAUAUAAGAGAAUAGCUAGUAUAUGCGACUGCUAUUAAAUACUAAUGUACAAAUUGACAUUUUGAUCUACUCGAUUUACGAUAACGAAAAUUCAUUGUUUGAUUCCUAUAUUUUUUAAUUAUGUUUUCUUUUUUUUUGUCGUACGGUGUUUUAUCUUGGGACUUUAUUGCGGUACUCGUUUUAAGCAAAACAGGAUACAUCUAUUUUGGAUCUUGUUUCAAUAGAAAUAAGCUAAAAUGUAACGGAAACCACCUGUCUCACCGAGGUGUGCCUUACGGGGAAGGUAGCACCACAAGUCAAAGAGAGACUUCAUGUCGAAGUCCUAAGGUGGAUGUGAUGAACAGAGCGUCCCUACGUCCUAAGUAAAACAGAGCGCCACUCGCCAUAUUAGAAAGGUUGCCGCCGUACAGUCAUGAGCAAUAUCAUGUACCCACUUUAGAACCCUGUCGCACUAUCAUAUUUGACAUUCAAUGAGAUUUACUGUUUAAUUUGUCAAAAAAGUUAAUGUGACAUGGUUUCAAAGUGUAUACAUAUUAGUGCUCGUGACCGUAUAUGUAACAGUUUCUAUUUUGACAGGUAGAAUCCUGUCCUGUGAUUGGCUAAAAUGGUUAGAAUGAAGAGAAAUCUACCUAUUUCUCUCAUCAGUUGUCGCUAAUGUUGCGUGUUUUUAAAUUUUGACAGUUCCCCAUAUAUUUUUUUUGUUUUGCUUAUAUUUUCGUUUCAUGCGGAAAGCCACGGGAGCUCCGUGGUUCCUUCGCAAUGAAAAUCUGCACAUUGACCUAGGUCUGCCAACCAUUGCCCAAUGGCUCAAAUUAGCUUCCAAACGUUUUUUCGAUUCUGCUCCGCACCACCCAAAUCCCCUGGUAGUUGCGGCUUCCGAGUACAUUCCGCUUAGGGACGGUACUGAAAAGUAUCGGCGCCCGAAGGACGUAAUAUACGAUCCCGACGACCCGAUUACUCUAGCCAUAGAGGCAGCCAAUCAGCUCGCGACACCAAACACUUCAGGACCCCGAUACCGACCCCGCCGGCGUGGUCGACGAUUUCCCUCAUUCAGCGCUUAUCGCUAUCGACCCACUAGGGUCGAUUAAUUCUUUCAAAUAUUUUUCCUCUCAGACGACGCCCUGAGCCGAGGUUCGCGCCCAACUGGGCACCCUCAGGCCUGUUGUCUUAAACGUUGUACCGGGUGAGAGCCUUCAGCGCUCCCCAUUUGUCCGGCCAAGUAGUUAAUGCCAUCUGCGGCAAAUCUACAAUAAGUCACGUCAAAAAAAAAAAAAAAAAAAGCUUAUAUUUUCACACUACAACCCUUUGUGCAGCAUUUAACUGCAAAAUCAUAGUGUUAUAUUUCUUCCCUAGAGAUCAGACAGAAGUUAUUUUUGUAACUCAUCAUUCAGAUGAGAUACACUCCACGUUGCUCCACAUGUUAUAGCAAUUCAUCACGAAUCUGAGCUGGAUAGUAUGGAGAACUGUCAAAAUUUAGGAACACUCAACAGUGCUGCCGCCUACAUUUGGGAUCGGCAAACGCGCGAUACUGAAACGAAAAGUGUGUCGUGCAAUUAUUUUGGUAGGUUCUAAAAAUACACGUGAUAAAGGAUUGGGGGGGUAGUCUUGAAUCUCACCAUGUAUCACCAAGGGUGAGGGGGGGGUUAAAAAAUGCCGAAAAAAACAUCACAUGAUUAAUGGACGGCCCCUUUGAGCUUCUACCACCUUACAAAUAAAAAAUAAACCAGGGAUGAACGUGGAUUUAAGUAUUUGACAGCCAAAGUUCAGUCGAAUUGUAUGAUAAUUGGAUUAAAUUUUGCUUGGCUGUCAAAUACUUAAACCCACGUCCAUCCCUGGUUUAUUCUUCAUUUGUAUGGUGGCUAGUGUUUAUCCUCAUUGACACGAGUUGAUACUUUGAAUCAAUCGCAGGAUAGGAUUUCUAUGUGUCAAAACAAAUGCUGAGCUACGUGUAGCUCAGCCUAAUCGUGAUUAGGCUUCAGUUUUACUGCGGGUAGUUUUUAUAUACAUUUUGAAGACUAUUGAAACUAGCGUCGUCGAGCUAUCGAUAAUUCAGUCCCACGGUACAACAUGAUUUGAGGAUGUGCGUUGUCUGUACUCUUUAGCCAUAUUCACUGCCAUGCUUCAUUGUAUUUUCUCGUCUUUCGUUUAAUUCCAAUUAGUAGUAAGUUGACCUAAACACGUUUAACACUCCACUUAUCUUUAUAUAAAGAACAUUGAUUGCGCGUCUACUUUAGCGUACGGAGCAUCGUCAUAUAGAACGGCAACUCUCCGCUCCCCACCAGUGGCUGAGCUAGGUUUACUUUAGUCUUCAAUCGCCUUCAGUCAAAACGUCACACACACAGAUGCGCGUGGUGUGCGUCAAGCUAGCGGCCUCAAAAAAAAAUGGGCACGAAAAAAUAAUUUCAACAACAAAUGUAUGACAUAGGUUAUAAUGACUUUUUGACAUAUUUCUACAAAGAGAAUCAGGUCCAAAUUAUGAUGGUAGGGAGUACUAUUUCGUACGAGUUUAUUGACAUUAGUUACAAACUGAAGUAUGCAAGCGUUCCCUAGAUAAUAGGUAUUUUCAAAAUGUCAAGCCAGCGGGAUCAAAGAACUGCCUUUAUAACUUUGGAACCGUUGAAGUACUAAUUUCGGUAUUUUGCAGGGGGUGAGUACUAUUUCGGUAGUAUUUUUUGGCGUUUAAAUCAAAGCGAAAGACCUUGUCGUUAACUCUCGCCAAAUUUCACUCACCGUCAAGCUAGCAAGUGCAAUAAAACAUGGCUAUAAAUCCAGAACCGUAAUGGUACUAAUUUUUUUACAACAGGUACUAUUUUUUUCAAUAAGAGUACUAUUUUUUGGUAUGGUCAAAUUAUUUUUUCGUGCCCUUUUUUUUUGAGGCCGCUAGCUUGACGCACACAUGCGCGUGUACGAUAACGUCAAUGUGUAGUGUCUGUGUAAAACUAGGUGCUUUUGUAUGAAGAGACCGGGGUGUUGGUAAAAACACCUCCACCAACCCGCAGUGGGCAGCGUGGUGGAGUAUGCUCCAUACCCCGUCCAGUUGAUUAAAGGGAGGCUUGUUCCCAGCAGUGGGAUGUACAUAGGCUGUUUAUCUUAUGACCGGAGUGAGCCAUCGCUUACAAAUUACUGAUUUGCCAUACCAAUGUCUGGCGCAGAUUGUAUAUAAUAAUCUAUACAAAGCAAGAAAGCGUAAGCCCUGGCCGGGAGCGGAUUUAUGUGGGAACAUAACAGCAUCACGCCUGUAUUGCUAAAGGGUUAGGCAGAUAUACAGGGUGUAAGUGACAUCGUAACGAAUACCGAGGGAGAUGAUUCAGACCAUGUUUCUGAGUUGAUAUCCGAAAAUUCCACUUGAUAUCAACUCAGAAUCAUGGUCUGAAUCAUCCCUUAAAGUUUUCGUUACGAUGUCACUAACACCCUGUAUAUACGCCCACUUCUCGCCAGCUAUAUUAAGUGUACUGCUCCUAUUCUGCUCAAAUAGGCGCGCAAGUGUAAAAUAUACCGGUAUAUUUCUAUCAAUCUGCAUUGUCUGUGCCAAAGCAAACAAUAAAAUAUAUCUCAUAUCCAAAACCAUUGUCAUUGUUAACUGUAAAUGCCUGAAGUUAAUAGAAAAUAAUACGUUUUAGUUUACUAUUGACGAAAAUUCUUAAGUUGAUUUUUGUUUCCGACAUGUAUUGACGACGAUGGAAUAUUCGAGAAUAACACAUUUUUGGUUUAUCUACGACACAGGCCCUGCCUAUCGGGGUAAGUUAAUGUAUCUCUACCUCAUCUCUUGGUGUCUCAUUUUAUCUGCGCGCGCACCUUACUCCUCUAAAGCUUACGGCCUUUUAGACUAAAGCAAGGAAAAAUACAAAGUAUAGAACGUCAACUUUCCGCUCCCCACCAGCGGCUUAGCUAGGUUUACCCCGAUCCCCCCUCCCCCCUCGGUCUUACUUUAGUCUUCAAUCGCGUGGGUGUCACAGUCAAUGUGUAAUAUCUAUGUAAAAUGACGUGUUUUUGUAUGAAGUGUCCGGGGUGUGACUACAGUAAGUAAUAACUGUGGCUAAAGUAAAGAAGACGUAGGAUCUCAGCUUCGAGACUGCCCUCAAGGUCAUGUAAAUGUGAUAGUUCUUAUAUAAAAACAUAGACCUGAGCAUGAUCUUGAGGGCAGUCUCAGCUGGGAUUCGUUUAUUAAUACCACCCCUAGAGUGGGUGAGGCGCCCGACAAGAAUUGGUGCGCGGCGAAGUUGCCGUUCUGUACGUAGUAUUAUUCUUUAGUCUAUGUCCAUACUUAAACGUUGACCACGACAGGCAAAACUCGCGGCCGUAACUCUUAUGGGGUUGAUUAGUUCAAUAAAGUUGAGCCACUAUUCACCAGAGAAUCACUCGCAGAUUAAAUCAAUAGGUUUAUUUUGUCGUCGUCAAAAAGUGUUAUCUAAACGAGGAUUAUUGUUAUUAAAAUUAAUUAUAAAAAGCACUGGUGCCGAUUCUGCCAGUUAUAUUUUUUUUAAACUUGUUUUUCGCCAUGGGGAAAGGCAAAGGCUAAGCCGUGCAGCCUACUGGCCGUUUUUUUUUUUUAAGUUUGACAGCUCCUAAAAUAUUGUCCUUAGAGUACAUGUCCUAAAGACAAACAUAGAGCUACUUUUAGGGCUGUCAAAAUAAAAAAGUUUUCUAAUUCGGCACCAAUGUUCAAUUGUGUUUAUUUUUCUUUUUACGUUAUUUCAACUUUUUAAUUAUAAUGUACGGACACAUGCUCAUAAUAAUGUGACGUCCAUUGAAAUGAUUAUUAAGUUCGAAUUUUUCAAAUGGUACUCCUUUAAUGUUAAACUGAUCAAAGUAUUUAAGGAUUCGUAAUAAAAACUGUUUGAAAUUAA